AGUCAGUCCCCUGCCCCGGCCGGAGCACUGAGCCGCCGUGGCACAAUGGCCAACAAUAGCCCCGCGGUAGGCGCCGGCAACUGCCAGCAGCAGCAGGCGGCCCAGCACCAGGCCGGAUCCGUCCCGCCGGCCCAGCCGCCGCUCCAGAGCGGGGCCCCCAAACCGGCGGCCUCGGGCAAGCAGGGCAACGUGCUGCCGCUGUGGGGGAACGAGAAGACCAUGAACCUGAACCCCAUGAUCCUCACCAACAUCCUCUCCUCGCCCUACUUCAAGGUGCAGCUCUACGAGCUCAAGACCUACCACGAGGUGGUGGACGAGAUCUACUUCAAGGUUACACAUGUUGAACCAUGGGAGAAAGGGAGCAGAAAAACAGCAGGACAGACAGGGAUGUGCGGAGGGGUGCGAGGUGUUGGAACUGGAGGAAUUGUGUCUACAGCUUUUUGCCUGCUAUACAAAUUAUUUACUCUAAAACUCACUCGUAAGCAAGUGAUGGGCCUCAUUACACACACAGAUUCUCCGUACAUUAGGGCUCUUGGAUUUAUGUAUAUUAGGUACACACAGCCUCCUACUGAUCUAUGGGACUGGUUUGAAUCGUUCCUUGAUGAUGAAGAGGACCUGGAUGUGAAGGCAGGUGGGGGUUGUGUUAUGACCAUUGGGGAGAUGCUUCGUUCCUUUCUUACUAAGCUCGAAUGGUUUUCAACAUUGUUUCCAAGAAUUCCUGUGCCAGUCCAGAAAAACAUUGAUCAGCAAAUAAAAACCAGACCUAGAAAAAUCAAGAAGGAUGCCAAGGAGGGAGUGGAAGAAGUAGACCGACAUGCAGAGCGUAGACGUUCAAGGUCUCCAAGAAGGUCUGUGAGCCCCAGGAGGUCUCCUAGAAGAUCCAGAAGCAGAAGUCAUCAUCGGGAAGGCCAUGGAUCAUCUAGUUUUGAUAGAGAACUAGAACGGGAGAGAGAACGGCAGAGAUUAGAACGUGAAGCUAAGGAGAAAGAAAAAGAAAGGCGAAGAUCACGAAGUACUGAUCGUGCAUUAGAGCGGAGGCGAAGCAGAAGCAGAGAGAGACACAGAAGCCGUAGUCGAAGUCGUGAUAGAAAGGGAGAUAGAAGAGACAGGGAUAGAGAGCGGGAGAAAGAAAAUGAACGAAGCAGGAAAAAAGAUAGAGACUAUGACAAGGAAAAGGGUAAUGAAAGAGAGAGAUCGAGGGAACGGUCAAAAGACAGGAAAAGUAAGGGUGAAAUAGAAGAGAAAAGACACAAAGAUGACAAGGAUGAAAAGAAGCACAGGGAUGAUAAGAAAGAUUCCAAAAAAGACAGAAAACAUAGCAGAAGCCGAAGCAGGGAGAGGAAGCACAGGAGUAGGAGUAGAAGUAAGAAUACAGGUAAGCACAGUAGAAGCAGGAGCAAGGAGAAAUUAAGUAAACAUAAAAAUGAAAGUAAAGAUAAAUCAAAUAAACGAAGUAGAAGUGGAAGCAGAGGAAGAACCGAUAGUGUUGAAAAGUCCAGAAAACGAGACCACAGUCCCAGCAAAGAGAGAUCCCGAAAGCGUAGUAGAAGCAAAGAACGAUCCCUUAAACAUGAUCACAGUGAUAGCAAGGACCAUUCAGACAAACAUGAUCGUAGAAGGAGCCAAAGUACAGAACGAGAGAGCCAAGAAAAGCAACAUAAAAACAAAGAUGAGACUGUGUGAACUCAAUGAAAAGUGGAUCACAUUGAAUCCUAUAAAUCUUUGAUUAAAUCCUGCUUAUUUUUUUCUUAAAGUUGAGAUUGUGCAGUAGUUGAGCACUCUUUUUUCAACCUCCCUCUAGGCUGCAGAUUGUCAUUUCCUAUGUUGGGUAGGGAAGUGCCUUUGUAAUCCCAUUUGAUGCAUUGAUGGUUUCAACCCAUGUGUUUAGUUUAAUUCAUAAUGCAAAGAUUGUUCUUGCGUUUUUAUUGUUCAAAUGUUUCUCAAAUGUACAGUCUGUACAUAUGUCCUGAAAAUGUUUUAAUUCCUUUGGUAUGGUUGCCAUGUUGGUUAAAUUUGUAUAAGGCAAUAAACUGCCACUAAUUCUA
This is a messenger RNA of Terrapene triunguis (Three-toed box turtle), 2045 nucleotides long. RefSeq names its product pre-mRNA-splicing factor 38B. The record is from RefSeq and is a predicted model, not a curated record. The transcript is spliced from 6 exons. Lineage: Eukaryota; Metazoa; Chordata; Testudines; Emydidae. Bases 46 to 1683 code for a protein of 545 amino acids. Gene Ontology annotation, cellular component: precatalytic spliceosome.